AUGUCCCGCUACUACUCCAGCAGAGACUACCAGCAGCCCUUCGACUCUGCUUUCAGCCAUUCGCAACGACAGUACCAUGUCCAGGUGCCCCAGCUUCGCGUCAGCACUGCAGAGCAAACGCAGCAAUGGGAUCCAUCGGUGCGACCUCGAAGCGUGCAAGACAUGAGGGAACAGACGUACAGCCCAACUGCGUCUGUACAUACCACAGGAACCAGUCCCAACACACGCUUGGCAGACCGAGCCUUUUAUUCCCAUUCAAACCUCUUUCCAAACACCUAUGUUAACCCUAGCCUACAAGGUGGCUCGUCCAUGCUCACUCCUGACUACAUCUCUCGUGGAUUCAACCCAAGUGCACAAGAAGAGUCAUGGAGUUCUUUCAAUAUGAGGAGCACCGAGAACAGAGUAGUGCGAACUCCACCUCGUCAGUCUAACGUCGACUUUCAAAGUUACUCUCGCAUAGCAUCUGAUGUUGAUAAAGGUGCUGUGCUCUCUGACGAGGGCUACUUCUCGCAACAGACAAGCCAAUCAGUGCUCGGCAAUGCGCCCGAUCGUGCCAGUCAGGACUUGACAAUAGAUUUUCUGAGCCAGAUAGGACACAUGAAUGUUGAUUCCACGGUGAGCGAAGCAACAGUGUCGCAUGUAGCUUCGGAUCAAAAGUCUCGUGUGAGCAGCACUCGUAGCCGCCGAUCAAGUAACAGACCCACCAAAUGCGAAUAUCCUGAUUGCAAUGAGAUAUUUAGAUGUCCAUCAGAAUACAAGAAGCAUUCGCUCAAACAUGAAAAGCCAUUUAAAUGCGAUGCACCCAAGUGCAGGCGAACCGAAGUAGGAUUUGCAACGGUAAACGACCUCGAUCGACACAGGAAGAGCGUUCACAGCAUUGAUCUGGACCACAAAUCCUACAAGUGCGCAGCAAAGAACUGUAAGAGCAAAGACAAGCUAUGGCCGCGUCUCGACAACUUCAAGCAACAUGUUCAUCGAAUGCACGCUGAAGAAGAUGCGGCUGAUAUCAUCGAGAGAUCCAAAUGGUGCCCAGAAAAGCUACCCUAUUCCAUCAUCGAGGAGUCUGCUGUAAUGCCCAUGGAUACCAACUUGGUUCUUUCCGGAAUGGAAAAGUCUUUUUCAACCAACGCAGAUAUGCGUAACAUCUCUUCACUUGAUUUUUCCUCGCAACAGGAUAGUCAGCAGUGGAAUCCGGCCGACUGGAAGCUAGAUCCUACCAAAGAAGGGCAUCGAAUUUCUCACAAUCCAAGCGAGCGUGUCUCUGCAAAUCAAACUGCUGCUUCUCAGAGGCUACAGCGUGUGCAGCGCCGAGCAGCGGCGUUGUCGGCCCAGCAAGCACAGACUUCUCCCCCUGUUACUGCAAUGAAUAUCGCACCAAAGGAAAAUGUACCCCAGGUUGCUAAGCUGAAAAUUGACCAUCACUUGUCCAACGCACCACAGACAAAGGCCGAGCAACAACGACUGGCCCAGAAACGCUCCGUUGCUAAGACCUCUUCUCUUAAUGCUGUCGAUCUUUCCAAUCUUAUUCUCAACAUCAUACAAAAAGCCAACGGCUCAGGAAAGCAAGACGAGAAAUCGAUAGAAAAUGUGCCACUGGGACCAGAGACUCUAUCUGACUCAGAAAGGGUGAUUCUGACUAAGCGCGGUGUGUUGGAAGCAUCGCAGGAAAUCAUGAAGCUCAUCAGUCAAAACUCGGAACCUGUACAGCGGGCGUUGCGCCGGUCUGGCAAGAGCAGAGCUUGCCCAAUUGAUGGCUGCGGUUUCACUGUUGCCCGGGACUGUGAGCUGCGGAAACACAUGAAGCGGCAUGAGAGGCCGUAUGGCUGCACGUAUCCACAGUGCGACAAGCGUUUUGGCGCGAAAUCAGAUUGGAAGCGCCACGAGAACAGCCAGCAUUACCAGCUUGAAGCUUUUCGAUGCGCUCAUGAGUUAUCUCCCGGUGCCGUCUGUGGAUUCCAUGCGCAUCGACGAGGACCGUUUCUAGACCAUAUAGAGACACACGGGCUCUCUGAUAAAGACUCACAGGACCUCGUCGAGCGCAGCACGAUUGGGACAAACUGUCAGGGAUCCUUCUGGUGUGGCUUCUGUACAGCUGUGAUCCGACUCACCAAGGAGCGCAACAAAGCAUGGGAUGAGCGCUUCCGCCACAUAGCUCAUCACUUGGAGCAGGAAAAGAAGAACAUUGGAGACUGGGUGUGUGCCGAAGUGAACAAGACGAAGAGGGAGCUGCUGGAGGAGAGGAUGAGAGAGAAUUGCAAUGAUGGUGAUGAGAAAGAAGAGGACAGGGAUUCCGAUUCUGCUACUGAAGAGGAUAGUGAUAACUCGCCCCCACCAGCACCUCCGCCACCUCCACCACCAGAACGCGAGCCUUGGAGACCCACUUCGAGGGAUGCCGUCACCUUGCAGCCACAGGCUUUUGGUCAAGACAACAGCAGAAAACGAGCAGCGCCCGCCGCGCUCGAUGCAUUCUACCCGUCUGACAGGCAAAAGAAGACAAGGACGGAGAUUUACAGGUACUGUUGUUCAUGUGGGAGCGGCCCGUGUAGCUCGCUGCAAGCAGCUUGCAUUGGAUGUGAGCAUGAAUUCUGCAGUAAUUGUGGUGAAGAGCAGGUGUGGGAUUCGAUGGACCUUUAG
This is a messenger RNA of Exserohilum turcica Et28A, 2634 nucleotides long. RefSeq lists its product as uncharacterized. The transcript is spliced from 4 exons. Lineage: Eukaryota; Fungi; Ascomycota; Dothideomycetes; Pleosporales; Pleosporaceae. Bases 1 to 2634 code for a protein of 877 amino acids. The record is from RefSeq and is a predicted model, not a curated record. Gene Ontology annotation, biological process: regulation of transcription by RNA polymerase II. Gene Ontology annotation, cellular component: nucleus.